AUGUGGCGUCCCCGGCCGCUGACACUGGCGUACUGGCCGUUUCACAGCUGCCGCUUGUUGAUCGCAGGGCGGCCGCUGAAUAGUAUCGCCGACCCCGCCGCGCGUUGCAUCGCUAUUUUCAACUGCCCCGUCAUUCUGAUCUUCACACUUCCACGCGUCACAUCUCCCGCGCCCGUACCAGCCAUGUCCAGCGACGCAGCCAACGACCCCGAGAUCCUCGCUCAUGUCCAGCAGUUCUGGGAGGGCCGCAAGCCUAGCAGUCCCAUUUACCAGUUCCUGCUUGACGAUAUCAAGCUGACCUAUGCCUCCAAAGGCGUCGUGCGCGCCCAGCUGCCGCUUACCAAGAACCACGUGAACACGCACGGAAGCAUCCAUGGCUCCGUCUCCGCGACACUGAUAGACUGGGUUGGUGGCAUCGCUAUCGCAGCUUGGGAUAACCGGAGCAAGGCAGGAGUGUCGACAGACAUUCACAUCUCGUACUUGAGCGGGGCUAAGGAUGGUGACACCAUUGAAAUUGAGGGCAGGGCAGGAAAGGUUGGCGGAACCCUCGCUUUCACCACAGCGACCAUAUGGAAGCUGGUCGAUGGCAAGCCAGGUCCUAUCGUAGCCACUGGCUCACACACGAAAUUCAUAAAGAUAUGA
Molecule: messenger RNA, 642 nt
Organism: Alternaria incomplexa
Lineage: Eukaryota; Fungi; Ascomycota; Dothideomycetes; Pleosporales; Pleosporaceae
Exons: 1
Coding region: 1-642 (213 amino acids)
Molecular function (GO): fatty acyl-CoA hydrolase activity
Source: RefSeq, a predicted model, not a curated record